UGUACUGUUUGCUGCUUGGCAACGAACGACGGGUUUUCGUGUGGCUAAGAAAUUUUCACAAGUCUUAUUUUAAUAGUGAAGUACAUUUUUAAUUUAUUGUUUCAACCAAUUAAAUGUGUUAAUAGUUAAGUGCUUGUUGCAAAAACGUGCAGUAAAAAUCUACAAGAGCCACAACCCCAUAUAAAUAUAAAGUUCGGCGGCGGCGUCUACUGUGUGUGCACAAGUUUUGCAGUCGCUGCCGCGCGUUGUUUUAAUUCGAGCGAUUAUCAACUUCUCAAUACCAACUCCGAAGCACGUGCAUCAUAGGAGCAGCAACAUGGAGAACGGUAAAGGCGCCAUGUCCAUCGAGCAGAUGUAUCAGAAAAAAUCGCAAUUGGAGCACAUCUUGUUGCGUCCAGAUUCGUACAUUGGCUCGGUGGAAUUUACAAAGGAGUUAAUGUGGGUACACGAUGCAGAAAAGAAUCGCAUGGUACAACGUGAGAUAUCAUUUGUCCCGGGUCUCUAUAAAAUCUUCGAUGAGAUACUCGUGAAUGCGGCUGAUAACAAGCAACGUGACAAGUCUAUGAAUACGAUUAAAGUUGAUAUCGAUCCUGAGCGGAACAUUGUAUCCAUUUGGAAUAAUGGACAGGGAAUACCCGUAACUAUGCAUAAGGAAGAGAAUAUGUAUGUGCCCACAAUGAUUUUUGGUCAUCUGCUGACUUCAUCCAACUACAACGAUGAUGAGAAGAAAGUCACAGGUGGUAGAAAUGGCUACGGUGCCAAAUUGUGCAACAUUUUCUCAAGCAGUUUUACUGUGGAGACGGCAACAAAGCAAUACAAAAAGAGUUUCAAGCAGACCUGGGGUAACAACAUGAGCAAAGCUGGCGACCCAAUUAUUAAGGACUUCAAUGGCAGCGACUACACACGAAUCACCUUCAGUCCAGAUCUAUCGAAAUUUAAAAUGGAAUCUUUGGAUAGUGAUAUUGUUGCGCUAAUGUCGCGUCGUGCUUAUGAUAUAGCCGCUUCCACAAAGGGAGUGUCUGUCUUCUUGAAUGGUACUAAGGUUCCCGUUCGUGGGUUUAAAGAAUACAUUGAUUUGUUUGUCAAGAAUACCGAUGACGAUGCUGGCCAGCCCAUCAAAGUGGUUUACGAGGCAUGUGGCGAACGAUGGGAAGUUGCUUGCUGCCCUUCAGACCGUGGCUUUCAACAGGUGUCGUUUGUUAAUUCAAUAGCAACUACAAAGGGCGGUCGCCACGUCGAUCAUGUGGUUGAUAAUGUCAUCAAGCAGCUAAUUGAAGUGCUCAAGAAGAAGAACAAGAAUGGCAUCAGUAUAAAACCAUUUCAAGUACGCAACCAUUUGUGGAUAUUUGUGAACUGCUUGAUCGAGAAUCCCACAUUCGACUCGCAGACCAAAGAGAAUAUGACACUGCAAGCCAAAAGCUUUGGCUCGAAAUGUACAUUCUCGGAAAAGUUCAUUGCCAAUGUCGCGAAGGCGGGCAUUGUGGAGUCGGUAUUGGCAUGGGCCAAGUUUAAGGCCCAAAAUGAUAUUGCCAAAACGGGUGGCAAGAAAUCCCAUAAGAUCAAGGGCAUACCGAAAUUAGAAGACGCCAACGAGGCAGGUACCAAGAACUCUAUUAAUUGCACACUCAUCCUCACCGAGGGUGACUCAGCCAAAUCUUUGGCCGUGUCUGGGUUAGGUGUGAUUGGACGUAAUUACUACGGCGUCUUUCCAUUACGUGGUAAGCUGCUGAAUGUGCGAGAAGCUACCUUUAAGCAGCUCACAGAAAAUGCUGAGAUCAAUAAUCUUUGCAAGAUUAUUGGCUUGCAGUAUAAGAAGAAAUAUUUGACCAUGGAUGAUCUGAAGACGUUGCGCUACGGCAAAGUUAUGAUCAUGACGGAUCAGGAUCAGGAUGGCUCCCAUAUUAAGGGCCUACUAAUCAAUUUCAUUCACACUAAUUGGCCGGAAUUAUUGCGCUUGCCCUUCCUCGAAGAGUUCAUAACUCCCAUUGUGAAGGCAACGAAAAAGAACGAAGAAAUUUCAUUUUAUUCACUGCCUGAAUUCGAGGAAUGGAAGAUGGAUACGCCCAAUCAUCAUACGUACAAUAUCAAGUACUAUAAGGGUCUGGGUACUUCGACCUCUAAAGAGGCUAAAGAAUACUUCCAGGAUAUGGAACGCCAUAGGAUUCUGUUUAAAUAUGAUGGUCAAGUGGACGAUGAUAACAUUGUAAUGGCCUUUGCCAAGAAGCAUGUGGAGUCUCGCAAAACCUGGCUCACCAAUCACAUGGACGAAGUGAAGCGUCGUAAGCAAUUGGGUCUGCCAGAGCGUUAUCUCUACACCAAGGGCACCAAGCAUGUCAGCUACUCAGACUUUAUCAACCUGGAGCUGGUACUGUUCUCCAAUGCGGAUAAUGAACGCUCUAUUCCUAGCCUAGUGGAUGGCCUAAAGCCUGGUCAGCGUAAGGUGAUGUUUACUUGCUUCAAGCGUAACGACAAGAGGGAGGUAAAAGUGGCUCAGCUAUCCGGCUCGGUGGCGGAAAUGUCAGCAUACCAUCACGGCGAGAUGUCCCUGCAGAUGACUAUAGUAAAUUUGGCACAGAAUUUUGUCGGAUCGAACAAUAUAAAUUUGCUAGAACCUCGCGGUCAGUUCGGCACACGUUUAACCGGUGGUAAAGAUUGUGCAAGCGCUCGUUACAUCUUCACAUUGAUGUCGCCUCUUACAAGACUUAUAUAUCACCCAUUGGAUGAUCCCUUGCUGCAGUAUCAGGUGGACGACGGCCAGCGCAUUGAACCCUUGUGGUAUAUACCUAUUAUUCCUAUGGUCUUGGUGAAUGGCGCCGAGGGCAUUGGCACUGGUUGGUCCACGAAAAUUGCAAAUUACAACCCACGUGAUAUGAUCACGAACUUGCGUCGCAUGAUUAACAAUGAGGAGCCGUUGCCCUUACAUCCGUGGUACAAGAAUUUUACGGGUACCAUGGAAUAUGUGUCCGACGGACGUUAUGUGCACUCGGGUAAUGUACAAAUCCUGCCUGACAAUCGCAUUGAGAUCACAGAGUUGCCAAUUGGGGUUUGGACACAAAACUACAAGGAGAACGUCCUAGAGGUUCUCUCCAACGGUACCGAAAAGGUUAAAGCGAUAAUAUCUGAUUAUCGUGAGUACCAUACGGACACAACAGUGCGAUUUGUAAUUAGUUUCGCACCAGGAGAAUUUGAGCGUCUUCGGAGCGAAGAAGGAGGCUUCCACCGCGUUUUGAAGUUGAGCUCGUCAAUAUCCACAAAUCAGAUGCACGCGUUCGAUGAAAAUAAUUGUUUACGUCGCUUUCCGACGCCAAAGGACAUAUUGCUGGAGUUUUAUAAGCUGCGCUUGGAAUAUUAUAAUAGGCGUAAGGAUUACCUGGUGGGUCAGCUGACCGCUCAAGCAGAUCGGUUGAGCGAUCAGGCACGCUUCAUAUUGGAGAAGUGCGAGAAGAAGCUGGUGAUUGAAAAUAAACAGCGCAAAAUGAUGAUCGACGAGCUGAUUAAGCGUGGCUAUCGUCCGGAUCCCGUCAAGGAAUGGCAGCGACGCAUCAAAAUGGAAGACGUCGAGGCGGCUGAAGACGACGAUGAGGAGGAAGAGAGCGCAGUUGGUACUACCAGCAAAAAAAUUAAAAAAGAAGUGGAUCCCGAGAAAGCAUUCCAGAAGCUAACAGAAGUCAAGAAAUUUGAUUAUCUGCUGGGCAUGUCCAUGUGGAUGUUGACCGAAGAGCGUAAGAAUGAGCUGCUCAAGCAACGCGAUCUCAAGAUAGCAGAACUAGAUAAUCUGAUGAAAAAGACGCCUAGCCAUCUGUGGCUGGAUGAUCUCGACAAUCUCGAACAAAAACUCACCGAAGUCGAAGAGAAGGAGAGAUUAGAGGAGCAAGGCAUUAAUCUCAAACAAGCCAAGGCUAUGAAGGGUCAAAAGCCGGCGGCAGGUCGUGCCAAGAAGGGUGGCAAAUCAGCAGGCAACGCGGACAUCUUUCCCGAUCCAAUUGGCGAGCGCGUCGCAUUCAAAGUCACCGAUGAAAUUAUUAAGAAAUUCCAAGCAGCUACAAAUACGGCCGUCAAGACAAAAGAGAGGAUGACCAAAGCUAAGGCUAUUAAGAAGGAGGAAACAACGGCCGACAAAGAGGUGGACGAUUUUGAUUUGCUCGUCGAGGGCGGGGCCCCAAAAACCUCGCCAAAGGCCAAAAAAGCUCCUAAAAAGGAACCCGCCGAGAAGAAGCCGAAGAAGCAGAACGGCGAUGGGCUCAAGCAGGGUAAACUGGACUUUAGCAAGGGCAAGAAAAAGGAAUCUCUCGACAGCUCUGGUGAACUGGCCGAAGAGGUUCCUCGUGUAGAGCGUCCAGGUCGCCGUGCAGCCAGCAAGAAGAUCAACUACUCCUUCCUCAUUUCCGAUGAAGAGGGCGAGGAGCACGAUGAAACCAACAACGAUAACGACGAUGAUAUGGAUGAUUCGCCCAUCAAACGUCCCGCGGCUAAACGUCAACGAGAAGAUGACAGCAGUGGAGGAGCCAAGAAAAAGGCUGCGGCCAAAAAGGCACGCGCUUUGGAUAGCGAGAGCAGCGACGAUGAUGUUGUUGGUGUGGACGAUGACGAUGAUUCCGAUUUCGAAGCAUAAGCCAUUAUAUAUAUAUAUAUAUAUAUAUAUAUAUAUAUAUAUAUAAAAGCUUAAGUGUUACUGCUCUUAAGUAGCCGCUCGCAGAUCUACUCCUGGUAUCUUGUUACAAAUAUCUUACCAAAAA
Molecule: messenger RNA, 4736 nt
Organism: Drosophila navojoa
Lineage: Eukaryota; Metazoa; Arthropoda; Insecta; Diptera; Drosophilidae
Gene: Top2
Product: DNA topoisomerase 2
Biological process (GO): sister chromatid segregation; resolution of meiotic recombination intermediates; DNA topological change
Cellular component (GO): nucleus
Molecular function (GO): ATP binding; DNA binding; DNA topoisomerase type II (double strand cut, ATP-hydrolyzing) activity
Source: RefSeq, a predicted model, not a curated record